Molecule: messenger RNA, 1581 nt
Organism: Colletotrichum abscissum
Lineage: Eukaryota; Fungi; Ascomycota; Sordariomycetes; Glomerellales; Glomerellaceae
Exons: 7
Coding region: 1-1581 (526 amino acids)
Biological process (GO): positive regulation of transcription by RNA polymerase II
Cellular component (GO): nucleus
Molecular function (GO): DNA-binding transcription factor activity; transcription cis-regulatory region binding
Source: RefSeq, a predicted model, not a curated record
AUGGCUGCCAUUUCCCUCUGCCGCAGAACCCCUCGCUCCCAGCCCGAGACCGAGAACGGAUCGAUCUACCGCGUGGCCCCGGACAGCGAUAAAGGAGCCCCUUGCGGGCAGUGUGUUCGGAAAGGCAGGGCUUGUGUCCGCGGUACCAAGCUCAAGUUCAGACACAUUACCGUGCCAAGUGACACAGAUGGUAAUCGAGGGGAGCCCCAAUAUGAGUUCUCAGAUACGCAAAAGUGGUGCCGGGUGGCGGGGAAGAGGAUACGCUUCAUCGACGAGACCGCCGAUAUAAACAGCCUCCACAAUGAUGGAUUCGACUCCGACGACGAAGACUUCAUCUCGAUCGAAGAUUAUCCCCCGAGUCCACCAGCACUACCACCGCGACGGACCAAGAAAAGACAAGAUGAAUUCAUCAAGCCGUCAUCGACCAAUCGUCCAAGCCGAAACUCGGACGCCGCUGCCAACGAAACUGGCCAGAGUCCUUUACCCAUCGAGAAAGGCCAGCCGUACCCCUUGACGAAGCUACCCGCCCUACACCCUCAUCCUGCCUUCCGAAGCCCAUCGUCAGGCCACUUGGAGUCAGACGAUGCGCCGCGGUCCUUCUCACCAGUGCCUCGAAGCGCCAUCAGCGAAAUUGGUAGCGGGAGCCACUGCGACGACCCUAGCUUGCCCGAGCCGCGUCGAUCCUUCAGUUCCGCCAACUUUCCGUUAGAAGACCGUCGUGAGGCAGAUUUAGUUCGCCACUUCAGGGAGUUCAUCGCGGCCUCCUUCGACUAUGGCGACCCACACAAUCGGAUCUCGGUUCUUCUUCUACAGCAUGCUGCUCUCAGCCCCGUGCUGCUCAAUGCUGUCUUAGCUGUGUCGGCAAAGUCGAAGGAUGAGGGCGAUAGCCUAAACUUCUUUGAUAAGCCUGCAGAACGAUACUAUGAGAUGACUAUGGAGCUUCUACAGCCUGCCUUGGAUGACGCUGUUCCCGAGGUCGAUGAGGCACAUAUUGCUGCCGCCGUUCUGCUCAGGCUUUAUGAGAAUAUUUAUAUCACACCGUUGUGUCAAAAGACACCUGUAACCCCGAUAUGGAGGUUCCUUUCCACGCACAUCAAGACUCCCGAGCAUGGCACUCUCCUGGAGGCAGCAAUGUGGGCCUGGAUACGCAUCGAAAUCUUCCGGUCCGUCAUGCGAAACGAAAAGCUAGACCUCGAAAUAGAGCAUGUUGACUUCGAUCGCUCCCUCCGACCAGCGGACGACGAUAUCUGGGCAUGGCGGAUGUGCCUCCACACCGUCGACGUACUCAACUACUGCUAUGGGGAAAACAAGUCCCGCGAGACCUAUGACCAGAUGAAUGAGAUCUUUACCGACGUGAAAAUUCUUGCCGGCAUGGCAGACUCGAUCAGCCCAUGUAAUCCGGCUCAUAUAUCGGCCUGCAUGGCAAUAGUCUUGGCGGGCGACCGUUUCACCAUACGGGAAGAGCAAGAUGUACUCUACGAGUUGUUAUCAAAUACUGCAGAUGACUUCAGCUGGGAUGUAUCAUUGAUACUAGCGCACUUGAAGAAGUCAUGGAACUGGCCGGAAGACAUGAGUAUAUAG